AUGUCUCUGUUUAGCAAAUUUUAUUCUCUCUUUCAUUCGAAACCAACUCCUAAUAUCAAUUAAAGUGAAUAAUACAAGUUCUAAGAGAUUUUAAAUUAGAUUGUAGGUUCUUAUGUUUAAUUUGACUUAAAAUAGAUGACAAAAUAAAUGGCUCAAUUAUUAAUAAAAAAUGACAGUAAUUUUAUCAAAUAUACUUAGAUUAUAUUGAUCGUCUUUUUAAUUAUCUAUCAGAGUAUAAGCCAAUGGCAGGAAGUACAUCUUUAAUAUAAUUACUUGCAAUUAUCCAUUAAAUGUUACAUUGUGCUGAUAUAACUUAAGAAAUAUCAAUAAAAUUAAAGGAUUGCAGAAUAUAAAAAAUAGAACAACAUUACUCAGACAAUCUAGUAACAGAACCUGAUUUGAUAACUCGCAUGAAGAACGAUUAAUUCUAUACUGAAAUGAACGUUAACGAGGAAUUAAACAUUUAAUAAUUUUCUUAAGCAUAUUUUAGUUAUCUUUAACGUCUGGCUGCUAAUAUCGAUCUUUAUAGAGCAGCUUGUCGUAAUUCUUAUCCUUAUUUAAAUGACAAAGAUCAUAUUGAACCUAAAUUAAUGUUUUUAUGGCAUUAUAAAAUGUAAAAUCUUGUUAAUAGUGCUGCAGUUCUUUUAAAAUCUGAGAUUCACAUAUUUGAAAUAUAAAAAUACAUUUAUUUUGAUGUAUGGAGAUUUUAAAGUUUUAUUUGUUAUGAAAUAGAAAAGGUAAUUGAUCAAUAUGUUACAUUACCUAAUUCAGAUGCUCUUAGUUUAUAUGAAAUUUAUAGUGAAUCAAAGAGACAUUAUGAUGUAUUAUUAAAGUUUAAAGAUUCAUCAAAGAGACUUAAAUGUAAUAUAAAUUAUAAUUUUUAGUAUAAAUGCCAAUUUAGUGUGAGAUAGAUAAUAAUGAAUUAUAAGAGUUUUUUAAUUUUGUUUCAAGAUUAAAAGUUUUAAAUUAAAUGACAUUCAAGAAAUCUUUAAAGGUUCCUAAUAAGCAAAAUCCUUGCGUUGGAAUUCCUUAAAGAAAUCCAUAGGUAAAAAUGAUUUUAUUUUAGUUAUUGCAUUUAAGAUCUUCUUCUGGGAAACAUAGAAAUGAUUAAGAGAGAUUGAAUAGUGAAGAAAGUUUGGAAGAAAGAGAUAGAGUAAUUGAUGUAAGUGAAAGUAAGAAAAAAAUAAAAAAAAUUCAUAUACGUGGUUAGAGUACAUUCUAAUUUAAUUGA
This is a messenger RNA of Paramecium sonneborni, 1231 nucleotides long. Lineage: Eukaryota; Ciliophora; Oligohymenophorea; Peniculida; Parameciidae. The record is from the annotation of a GenBank genome assembly.